CCAACAUCAUGCUGUUCCAGGCUAAAUCUGACAUAUUAUGGAGUCAAGAGUCCUGGCUAUAUGGCGAUAUAGUCUUUAUUACUAAAAGUACGAAGGGGAGCCACCGGAGAGCGUUACAAUCGGGAUGUUUCACUCUAUGUUUCACUGAGGGUUGUACGAUAGUAUAGGGGCGUACCCAGGUCUCUGCACUCGCCACCCUCACCUCCAGCAGCAUACUCUGCCAACUUUUGCAACAAACUAUCAUGGCUGCUAAUGCACUGAGUGUGAAUGAGAAAAAGGCCUGCGCAAUACUCUCCGACCUCUUUCUCGACACCGAGGUCACGCCCGCUCAGAUGGACCACAUGGCGACCUCGCUCCACUCUCUCGACCUGCCAGUCUCGCAGCUCGACUCCAUCGUCCGCAACGACCUAUUCCCGGUCCUGUAUCCCAACCUACUCAGUACCGCUGGCGUUUGGAGUGGUUUUGAUGAAGACCAUCUCAUGGGGGAAGUGGAGCGCAGGCGAGUAGCACGGCCAGGUAUACUCACUUCUGUCGGCGACUCGGCUGCAUGGUUUCUGGUUGGCAGGACCAUCACGCCGGUUUGGGAUCAAGUUAAGGAGCGGCUGAAGAUUCACCAGAGAAAACAUAAAAAAUUGGCUGGUGUCCCCCAUCUCAUGACCCUUGCUGACCUCUCGGCCCCGCAACUCAAACGUGUCUCAAAACCCUACGUCUCUCCUCCUGCUGCAGGCCACUUUUUGCAGCCAAGCAGCACCCCAGAGCCAGACCAGUCGCUCGCGCACAAAACUAUUGCUCUUCUCUUCAGAAAACGCAGCACCCGCACCCGUCUCGCCGCUGAGACUGCCUGCUUGCAUCUCGGCGGACGUACUCUUUUCCUCGGCCGUGAGGACGUCCAGCUCGGCGUCAACGAGACUCCCCGCGACACCACCCGUUCUUCUGGCAAGUGGGACAAGACGAUGCUCGAGUAG
This is a messenger RNA of Coniophora puteana RWD-64-598 SS2, 965 nucleotides long. RefSeq lists its product as uncharacterized. Gene Ontology annotation, molecular function: amino acid binding; ornithine carbamoyltransferase activity. The transcript has 3 exons. NCBI's taxonomy places the organism in Eukaryota, Fungi, Basidiomycota, Agaricomycetes, Boletales, Coniophoraceae. The coding region runs from base 243 to 965 and encodes 240 amino acids. The record is from RefSeq and is a predicted model, not a curated record. Gene Ontology annotation, cellular component: mitochondrion. Gene Ontology annotation, biological process: L-citrulline biosynthetic process.